Scaptodrosophila lebanonensis is the source of this 1394-nucleotide messenger RNA. It is a transcript of the gene Ctu2, whose product is annotated as cytoplasmic tRNA 2-thiolation protein 2. Gene Ontology annotation, cellular component: cytosol. Bases 58 to 1320 code for a protein of 420 amino acids. The record is from RefSeq and is a predicted model, not a curated record. Gene Ontology annotation, molecular function: tRNA binding; sulfurtransferase activity. The transcript has a single exon. Gene Ontology annotation, biological process: tRNA wobble position uridine thiolation. Lineage: Eukaryota; Metazoa; Arthropoda; Insecta; Diptera; Drosophilidae.
CCGCGUGCAGUUACAUUUAUUGGUGUAAUUGAAAUUCUAAUGUGAUAAUCCACAAAAAUGUGUACUAUUGGGGAGGAUGAUUUCGGAGAUGAAGGAGCGGCGCAUGCUAUGGUACCCGAGUCAUCGGACUCCGGGCCAAUCAUGGGAGGAACCUGCACCAAGUGUGGUGUUGAAUCCGAGUUUGUUUACCAAUUGAAAUUUCGCACUGCCGAGUGUAAAGGAUGCUUUCUUAGCUACGCCCGCCAUAAAUUUCGUGCAAAUUUGGGUGCAUCCAAGGCAUUGCCAAAAAAUGCUGAAGUACUGCUGGUGGUGGAUGGAAGUGCUGAGUCUUUGGUGCUGCUCGAUAUGUUGCAUUAUGCGCAGACACAAAACACUUUUAAGCGUUUGCAUUGUAACGCACGUGUACUCAUUAUAGAUGAGCGGGCAUUGCGGGAACAACCGGAUGAUGAUAAAUCCUUGUUUGCGAUUCUUCAAGAACUGCGUAUUCGUUAUAUACCAUUUGAAUUUUAUGUGAUACAGCUGGGAUCAAGUUUAAACGAUCUGCAAAAGUUGGACGAGUACGUCCCAAAGUACGGGACAAACGAACUAUGCUCCACACUGGUGAAACUGCGCAGUCUGACAGCACGCCAGGACUACUUACACCAACAACGUAAAAUUUUCAUAGCUUCAGUUGCUCACAAACUAAAUUGUGGUCAUGUAUUCGAGCCUAGCAUUAGCACAACGCUGGCCACACAAUUGUUGACGGCAAUAGCGUUGGGACGAGGCGGCAGUGCUGCUUUGGACGUAGGCCUGCAGGAUGAUCGUUUGCAUAGUGGUGUGAAGCUUCUGCGACCUCUCAAAGAUCUAAACGAGCAGGAAGUGCAAUUUUAUGUAGACGCACAGAAGCUAAAACCUUUUAUGAGCGCUCAACAAUAUGGUGUGAAGUGUGGAAAAGGGGCCAGUCUGCAGAACCUUACACAUGCGUUCGUUGCCAAUCUGCAGCAGAAUUAUGCGUCCACAGUGUCCACGGUGUUUCGCACGGGCGAUAAAAUUGCCCAAAAUCAGCAGCUGCCACAAGCUCUAACAAAACUAGAGUUAGGCAAGUCGGAUGCACCUUCGAUGCCUUUUGUUUGCGUUCACUGUCUAUCCCCUCUAGAUUGUGCGUUGUCGGACACUCUGCUGGCCAUUGAGUACUCGCGAGCAGUUUCUAAAGCGGGCACCAAAUGCUUUGCAGCUGAUGAGUUGGAAACGAAGGCCAAGCAACAAUUAACAGUAGAACGAACACUUUGUCAUGCAUGCCGUAACAUACAGGCAGAGUUUUCGGAUGACAGUAGAUUAUAAAUAACACACAUUAGACACAACAUAUACAAAUUGACUAUAAUUUGGAUAACUUGGCGUUUACAGUUUCCUGUAUU